AUGGUGAGGGGCUCGCAGCGCGGGGAGGACGGUGGAUUGCUGGCGUCGCAGCGGUGGCAGCCACGGCAGCCUGGCGGCGAGGGCGGGCGCGGCGCGCCCGGGCGCCAGCCAGGCGCCAUGUCGCAGCUUCUGGCAGACCGCCCGCCGCCGCGCGGCGACCGCGAGCGCCGCGCGCGGCAGCCCUGGCGCCGCGGCCAGCAGCAGCGGCGGGAGGGGGAGGAGGGGAAUGAGUUGGUGGAGGUGGAGGACGCGUCGGUCACGCUGCCUGCGGAGCUUCUCGACACGCCGCACGACAUCAUCACCCAGUUUGAGUAUGCGCUCAGGGACGCCGCUGACCCCCAGGCAGAGGCGGUGCCGAUCAGGGACCUUGUGACCGACAUUGGCGACCUGGCCAACAGCGACAACCUGGCGCUGCUCAAGUACUAUGUGACGCCGCAGGAAUGGCGCGCCUUCUCCUCAGGCAGCAUGGACACCGAGGAGCAGAACCAUCUGCUGGACCGGCUGGCCACGGCGCUGAUCGCCGACGAGCGGCACGUGGAGAAGAAGGAGGCGGUGGCGGCGGCGAUCGAUGCGGACCCCGACUAUGACAUCAUGGCCAGCCUGGGGUCGCGGCCGCAGCUGCGCGGCACCCGCCGCGUGGCGCCGGUGCCGCCGCGGGAGGAGGUUGAGGCGGAGAUCGAUGCCAGCAAGGAGAUGCUGAUGGAGGAGCACAGCAUGACCGAGGAGGAGUUUGAGGCGGCCAAGCAGGCCACGGUGCAGCAGAUGAUGGCGGCGGCGCACCAGGCGGCGGCGCCCGUGCUGCCCAACCACCUGUCCCAGGAGCGGCGGCUGAUGGCGCUGGUAGACAAGGCGCUGCCGCGGGACCACCCCCACUAUGCGGCCGCCAAGCAGCGGAUAGCGGUGCUGCAGGCCAACCCAGGCUGGUCCCAGGAGCGCAAGAUGGUGUUCACAAAGCGGCUCAUCAAGCGCCUCGCCUCGGCAUGA
Chlorella variabilis is the source of this 984-nucleotide messenger RNA. RefSeq names its product expressed protein. The coding region runs from base 1 to 984 and encodes 327 amino acids. The record is from RefSeq and is a predicted model, not a curated record. The transcript is spliced from 7 exons. NCBI's taxonomy places the organism in Eukaryota, Viridiplantae, Chlorophyta, Trebouxiophyceae, Chlorellales, Chlorellaceae.